AAUUAGAUCCAGUACCAAUAUACAUACUUAUAUAUACAUUAUAUCGUAUACAAAUAAAAAUGCCAGCUUUAGAAGAAUAUGAAUUAACAGAAGCAGAAAAACUCGCAAAACAACAAUUUAGAUUAUAUUAUAAAGAAGCAUAUUUUAUACCAUGUGAUAUUGAUAAUAUUGAUGUUUUACCAUCAUGGUACGAUGAAGAGAAAUAUAAACGUGGACAAAAAUAUUUUCAAGAAAAUCGUUCUGGAAUUUUAACAUCAAAUUUAAUUGGUUUAAUAUGUUUAUUAGCUGAACCGAAAGGAUUAAAAAUUUUAUCAUCAACUGGUAAAUCAAGUACAAAAGAAACAGCUAAAAAACGUUACCUAAGCACAGUUUUACAUACACUUAAGUGGUAUGAAAUUGAUUUAACACCCGGUUCUGAAUCUCGGAAAUCAUUGGCUACUGUAAGAAAAUUACAUUUUGCUGCAUCAAAUAGUGCUAAUGAAAAGAAAAUUGGUCAUAUAACACAAACUGAAUUAUCGUUAACAGCAUUUGGUUUUAUGGGAUUAGUUUUAGUGCGGGCUGAUAUUUUAGGUAUUCAUACAGAUAAUCAAGAAGAUCGUGAAGCAUUUGUACAUUUAUGGGCUGUUUUAUGUAAUUUACUUGGUGUUCAAGACAAAUAUAAUAUUUGUCUAUUACGUUUUGAUGUUUUAGAAAUUUUAUGUCAAAUGUUUAUACGUUAUGUUCUAAUACCAAUAAUACAAAUUGAAUUACCGGAAUUUAAACAAAUGACCCAAUGUAUGUUAGAUGGUGUAGGUGAAAUAUUACCACAUAUGGAUUAUGAAUCACAACUGUUUUCAGUUAAAUUAGUACUCGGUUUACCUGGUUAUCAAUAUAAAGUUGGUCAUGAUAAAGCAUUAUUAUGCCGUUCGAUAUUAAAUCAAAAUGAUAUUGAUGAUGUUAAUAUUUUUUUACGUGAUAUCAAAACAAUUGAUUAUUUUCGAUAUACAAUUGAUAUACCAAUUAUUGAAAUACAUAAAAUUGAUAAAUAUACAACAACAAUAACAAAUGAAAUAAAACAAUCUGAUUUAGAUAUUAAUAAAAAUAUAAAUUUAAAUAUAACAAAUAUUGAAAUGAAUGAAUUGGAAAAGAAAAUUCAUUCUAAUUUACAAUUAAGUAAUACAGAAUGUAUUAAAAUUUAUUAUAUUGAUUAUGAAGAAGAAUGGAUGAAAUGUUUAAAUAAUGAUAAAUUUUAUCAAUUAUCUGCUAAAGCACAAAGAAUUAUUAAUUUUAAGAGUUAUGGUAGAACUUUAUUAGAUUAUAAAAUACCAAGAUAUUUAGUUCAUUCAUUUAUGAGUUUUUUAUUAAAUCGUAUAAGAAAACAAAGUGUUAAAGAUAAUUCAAAUCGUAAUAUUACAAAAUCAAAAAGUGAAAGUAUUUUAAUUAAAUGACAAUUAAUUAAUCAAUGGAUUCUAUUUCCAUUGAUAAAAAUUGUGAUAAAUUUUUGUGAAUAUUUUAAAAGAACUUAGAGUUUUUAAGACAUAUAAUAGGUUUUAAGAGAUGUGAAGAGAAAAUUGAAGAGAAAUAAUUUUUUACUAUUUAAUAAAUUUAUAAAAUGUUUACUUUUUAAUUAAUUAAUCACAUAUAUGUUAAAUAAUAUUUAAUAUUAUAAAAAAAACUUUUUGGCUUUAAAUGAAUUUUUAAAAGGAAAUUUUUGAUAUUUACUCUGGCCUCGAAACUGCAAUAAUUUCUUAUACAU
Molecule: messenger RNA, 1735 nt
Organism: Condylostylus longicornis
Lineage: Eukaryota; Metazoa; Arthropoda; Insecta; Diptera; Dolichopodidae
Exons: 4
Coding region: 60-1427 (455 amino acids)
Molecular function (GO): oxidoreductase activity
Source: RefSeq, a predicted model, not a curated record